GCGCGCCCCAUAGCUAUUGACGGAAGAGGCUACUCAUGGAGGAAUUUGGCGAUAUCGGCCUGAAGUUGGGCGACUUGAUCUCCAACUUGGCCACACAGCUCCUGGAUACCACCACACAGGUGGAAACCUUGGAACGUUUGUCGAAAAAAUUGGUUCCAGAGAACGAACUCCCGGGGUUUUUGAGAGAGGUUAGAACAAUUAAUGGGAACGGAAACUCCCAGUCACAGACUUCAGUUGAUGCCGAAACGCAAAUGAUUCGAAACCUCGAAGUACAAAGGCUGCAAUUGGUUAUGGAUAUUCAGAAACAGGAGUAUAUACGACAGAAGAUUUCCGAGUUGGUCAAUCAUAAUUCCGAAAUGGUGUACAGCGUGAAGGAGUACAUGGAAAAUAAGCCUAAAAUCACCAAAGAUGAUUAUACGGCAAUCAAUAACCGAGUUGUUCACUAUGUGGAUGACUUUUUGAAGCUGAACAUUUUGUCCUUACAUAUCAACAACGUGGAGAUGAAGAAAAAUCUUCAAAGUGUGGAGUUGUUAAUGGAGCAAUUACGCAAGCAAAUCGAACAGAACUACGAAAUCCUCCUGUCAACUGAAUAUCAAGAGAACCUAAAUCAAAUCAUACAGAAACUCAACCAGAUACAUCAUACUUUUGUUAGUUCAUGAAUUAUUACGUUGCCUUUGUAUUAAUGUCUGUAGAAUUAUUCACCUAUAUCUACAAUGCUAUGCCCUUUUUUAGUCUUCGUUGACGGUACCAGAGGAGCUGAAAGUAGAUCCUCUCCUUGAACUUCGAGAUCCGCUUUCACUGGAUCCAGUAGGUUCAUACCCCACGAAUUCGUAUGCCCUAUUAAUAUAUUUCCUAUUAGGAUCAAGCUUUACCCAAGUUUGCCUGAUUCUAUCAAGAUUCAUCUUUGACCUAUCAAACUUGAAUAGCUGAAAUAUCAAAAUGAUCAUUUCCCACAAGAACAUCACAAAGAUUCGAAAGAAUCCUGCUGAUUCUUCUUCAUGGUUUAUUUCACGUUCAACCAUUUGGACCAUUUCUUCAUUGCCCCCGGUUAGUUUGAGUAAAAUUUCUGUUCUCUCUUCUUGGUUUUUG
Molecule: messenger RNA, 1089 nt
Organism: Yamadazyma tenuis ATCC 10573
Lineage: Eukaryota; Fungi; Ascomycota; Pichiomycetes; Serinales; Debaryomycetaceae
Source: RefSeq, a predicted model, not a curated record